Haliotis rufescens (red abalone) is the source of this 4754-nucleotide messenger RNA. RefSeq lists its product as uncharacterized. NCBI's taxonomy places the organism in Eukaryota, Metazoa, Mollusca, Gastropoda, Lepetellida, Haliotidae. The record is from RefSeq and is a predicted model, not a curated record. The transcript is spliced from 19 exons. The coding region runs from base 182 to 3367 and encodes 1061 amino acids.
AUUCGUAGUGAGGCCUGUUUUAUACCCAGGGUAGUUUCCCUGAAUUGGAACACUGCAUUCGUUGAGGCGCAGUAAAGUGGUGGGAUAUUUCGUCCAGUCCGAGAUAUUAUUUGGAUGCAUAUCAAAAACAAGAACAAGUAGGUUACAGUCGGAAACUGAACGUCAGCAGACAAGAGGUGUGAUGUCUGUACAAUGCCUUAUAAUGUUCUGGCUCUGUACAUGUGCCGUGUGGGAGCUAAGCAUAGGGUUGGUAGAAAAUGGUAAAAAUGUAGAAACGAUUACAACUUACAGGUCAUCGCGUUACACAGUGGAGUGUAGUUUUUGGAAGUGGGGUCGGUGCACAAAAUACAGAAAAAGCCAAGACAAGCGUUUUAAGUGCAGGACCGGGUACAGAUCAACAGAUGGCAGAGGUUGUCCCCAUGCUAUAUGUGACAAUCAGAUCAACUCCGAUGCUUGCAACAUCAACUAUAGGACAUCGCACAUCAUCAACAGAAACGGCAGGACACAGUACAGGAGUGGAGGGACCUGUACUUCCCCUCGGAUCUGUGACAACUGUAAUGAUGGUUUUUUCCCAAGUAAUGAACGAUGCAGAAUGUGCACGAAAAUCAAUAACUGCCCACUUGAGACAUGCACCAGCAGCAGCAACCAGGUGUGUAGUCGCUGUGAGGGGGUCGUGUCAGAGCAGGCAGGACACAGGGCAUAUGUGGCAUCUUCUGACAACAAAAAAUGCAUACAGGCAUGUUCCUGGCGGAGUGACAGCACCUGGUGUUAUCCCGGGACCUGCAGGAAUGAGUACGCCAGCAACUGUGCCUGCUCCAGUGGAUUCACAGGGAAACAUUGUCAGACAAUAACAACAAAGCCCAUGAUCAACUUUAACAUUCUAAGACUGACCGCUAGCAACGGAGACGUGACAGAGGCACCUCCCAACAUCAAUAGUGGUCCAUCUCAGUCCACCAGCUGGUCCAACAUCAACUCCCCAUCCAGCAUGUACUACAAGUUCACAGCCUCGUACAGAACAUUUCCUCCUGCCAGACAUGGCUUCAUUGAAAGUUUCACAGUGGGCAUUGUCGGUGCUUCUACAACAUUCAAACUAAAGAGAGGUGGAGGUGUCGUCUCCACUAAAGUAGUAACCUGUGGAGGAGUCAGCAGAAGCAGCCCGGACACAGACCUGUACACCUGUGAAGGAACCUCACCAGGGGCGUCUUUACUACCUCUACCCUUCCAACACAGAGACGUUAUCGAAUUCUCUUACGCAACAAGUAAUGGCGGGUAUGUUAAAGUCCGGAACAAGGAGACUAAGACCCUGGCCACCCACAACUACAGCGGUGCUACACAGACCCACACCUUUACUAUGACCAUUGACCUCGUGGAACCCUAUCACUGUACUGGUUCUACUGCCUGUGUUGGCAGCAUGUUGACUGCUCCCAAUGUUAUAAAGACUCCAACUGUGAACCUCCGCUGGAGUGGCUGGGUAGAUGCUGAUGCAGGUGUUGACCACUUUGUGAGGGAGGUGUAUGAACUCCACGCUGUUGGGAAUGUACUCAGAGAUAAACGUCGGGUUGACACAACUACUUUGACCAGCUCAUCGACGGCCAACAGCUACACACUAACGACGGCGGGCGUGUACUCAGUUGUCCUAUCUGCCUAUGACAAGGCAGGUAAUCACAGAAGUGCCAGACGGAUCCUGAUAUAUGAUGGUACGUCGACUGUAACAACUCAAGCCAAUAAACAACUCCGUGUGACAACAGCAUCUUCAGCAACGUCAGAGUGGCAAACGACGUCAUCAGCAGUGACAGUGGACUGGACCAACAGAUACAUCAACACAGUACAUCACAGCAACAAGUGGCUCCAUGGGGUGGCUUCCAGUGGUGGUGUCGGCUCGGACUAUGAUGACAACGAGGGUGACAGAAGUGUGGCUGUCAUCAACAAUAUUCAGGGUGUAACACGGUUCUUGUCGUCAUACAAAGUUGACCAUAAAGGAGGAUGGUCCAUCACCAGUCCCCCAGUUAAUAACGAGUUCGUCAGUCAAGGUCUGAGUCAGUCACAAACUAUAACACCCUCACUUGCCGAUGGUGACACUGUGCGCUUCUGGAUUCGAGCCUAUGACAUCAAGUCGGACUUGAAAGAAGAGUAUGUGACAGUCCAUAUCGACACAUCACCACCAGUCAUAGAGAACCUGUGGCUCACCAGAGGCGACAGACUCAACAUCAGUGUCCACAGAGUAGAGGAAUUCACCGAAAUGACAAUUGAGUGGGUUGCAUACGAUGAGCACAGCGGCCUGGAGGCGGUGUCAUGGCGGAUUGUAGAUAAAUACCGGGGUCGAGACAUCGUGCAUGGAGUGCAGCACAUAAGGGCGCAAGGGGAAACAAGCUCAGUUUCUGACUGCAAGAACAUCUACGCUGGUGCCGCCAGGGGAGCUAACUGUUACUGCACGCCAGCCAAAGGCUGCUACCAUCGUCACUUCCAAGUGAAGCCCACCAUAGUAGUCAGCAGUCUCUCACAUGGAGGAAUAUUUAGUGACAAGAGCAAGGGCUCUCAUGGCUCCGACUACCACCUUGAAGUCACUGUGUCAAACCACGCCAAACUUACAACAAAGAUGGAGUUUAAAAUCACACUAAACGUGAGCCCCCCUCAUGCUGGCAUUGUCCACGAUGGUCAGUCUGGGCACCCGGAAAUGGAUUACCAGGACAGCCUACAGCUCAAUGCCCACUGGGACGGAUUCUUUGACAACGAGAGCGCAAUCGCCUUUUAUCAGUACACCUUCGGUCCCAGAUGUUUACAGGGAGACGCGUUUGACCUAAAUAAAACCAAAAACAUGGAAUCAACACACUCUACCGAAGUCACAUGGACAGCACCUUCUUGUGGAAAGUUUUAUGUUACUGUUGUUGCCUAUAAUGGAGCUCAGCAGAGAAGCGAUGCCGUUUGUUCUGAUGGAGUUGAGACGUGUAAAGGUAAUCCAGUGGUCGGAAACACCCUUGUACUGGUGGUGUCAGGGACUGUGUCCGCUGUGGUUGCAGUUGUUAUGAUCAUCGUUGGAGUUGUUGUCUGGAAGAGGAAACAAAGACGUCUACCGGAGAGCCCUGACCAAGCUGUGUACGACAACACAGAGCUACCGAAAAAUGUUAAAGCUAAAAAGACAAAACCUCGGGCCAACAGAAAUGAACCUGAAUCCAAGACGUACGACACACUUGAUGUCAACUCGCGCAACACAGGCCCUGGGGAAGGAGCAUACUGUUCUAUACAGUCUCGCGGGUCGGAAGAGAAAAGCAUGUAUGAACCCAUUGAAAGUCCGAUGUACAUAAACAGGGUCGUGCCAUCACGCGCGACAUCCGACAGUACAUCAAAUGAGAUAUACGAAGAAAUCUGAACACAGAAUACACUACCACACAAACAUCCCUCUCAUGCAUAUUCUUUGUUAAGAGAACAUAUACUAACCUCUGUUUGUUGCCAAACAUGCGUUGCCACUGUAGGGAUUCCAGGGGUUAGAAUAGUUUUCUGGCAUCCUGUUAUGGUACGACCGGGUGAUCAGGCUUGUUCAUUGUGUUACACUGUAACCCGAGGGCUUGGAUCUCUGCUCAUUAUGUCAGUCACUGGAUUGUCUGGGGCUGUCAAAUACAUGUACAUGCACCUGGAUACGGCUGAUGUUUACAACAAACAAAUAGAGAUUAGUUUGAUAAAUGAAUAUUACAAUGUUAUGUCGAGUACCAUUGCAUAUAUGUAGUUGCCACGGAUUUGUACAGACAAAAAUCACAAGUAAUUCACCAAAGAUCCAGGCCUUCAGCUAAAGUAGUGCUCUGUAUUCUUUAGUGUCUGCCGCCAGUCCUGAAUUGCAGUAUCGCUCAAAACAUAUAACAAGGGAUUACCAUACAGCCAUUCGCCAGCUUGAUUUAAUAUAAUCAUCAUGGAUCACGCCAUGGAAAAAAGUGAGAAAAAAAUUAUUUUCAUAACAUAUGUCCCCUCUAUUUUGUUGAUAUUCGAAGAAGGGAAGCAACUCUCCCAACAUGUUCGUUUGUUUCUGUUUUAUAAGUUCUCCAUUUGUGAGGCCAAGAUUCAAAUUGUGAAACAUUUUUGCACACAAUUUGGCAUGCAAUAGUAUUCUAACAAUAGGUGUUUUUUCUUCAGCCCACGCUAAAACUGUGCAACACUCACAAUAAUUGAGAAUAAAUCUCACAGCUUGCUGAUUAUUGUUGGUUUGACGAUUUUUUUUCUUUUCUGAGAUUGCAUUAUUCUCAGUGAAACAAAUAGAAUACAUUACAGAUGUACAGAUACGUUUUCACAUUAAACGUGCUUAACUAGUAUUGAUCAGAGAAAUUUUAACACGUCCAAUUUUAAUUCUGGAAACCCAUUUGUCCAGAAACUUUCCAUGCUGUGGUCAAGUCUCUGUCAAAGGUAUUUACAACAUUGAACAAGGAAGAUAAAAUGUCGCAUAAAUAAACUAAUGUAGGCGUUAUUAAAAUAAUUCGCCCAUGUUUUGGUCAGUCUCUUUAACGCAUUAACUAGUUGUGUGCAAAGUAUAUUCUAUCAUGUGAAAUAUACUUUAUAUGAUAUAAUUACAUUACUAUUUAAAAUGGGCCUUUGGUUUGAUGUUACCUUUAUAGAAGUUUUACCUUUUGUACAUAUUGUAACGUUCUUUAAUGACUCCGGAUAUUUAUAGUUGAUCAUACGAAUUUAUUCCAGUGUAUUCCAAUUCAUUGGCGUUAUAAUUAUCGUUCACAGCAUUAAAGUUGAGUUGGUUUCUUACUCAUUUCCCAUUU